Messenger RNA from Leptonychotes weddellii (Weddell seal), 869 nucleotides. The record is from RefSeq and is a predicted model, not a curated record. NCBI's taxonomy places the organism in Eukaryota, Metazoa, Chordata, Mammalia, Carnivora, Phocidae.
CUGAACACACACACACACUCCAUGGCAAACCACGUGUGGGCUUGGGAACCAGGCAAACCCAAGUUUGCAUCCUGCUCUCAUACUAACCAGCUGUGUGACUUUGGGCAACUUAGUUAACCUCUCUGGCCUCAGUGUCUUCAUCUAUAAAAUAUGGACCAUAAUAGCUCCUGCCUCGUAGACAGCUGCUUAAAGGACUGAGUGAGACCAAAUGUCGAAAGCACUUGGGUCAGUGCCUGGUACCGAGCAAAUGCUCGAUAAAUGCAGUGGUGGCGAUUUUCACUGUUACUUCGAAUGGAACAUCAAAAUACCUACUGGCCUGUCAUCCAUUGCAGGGACUUGUUCUCAGGCGGUGCUUAGUAAGUGUUUAUUGCAAUGAACUGAAUUGAUUCCAGCCGUUUAACUUAGUUUGGGGGAUAAAGAUUUCCCUUUCUACCGGGAUGCUAGGAGACGUGGAUGAGGACUCGCAACCCAGGUGGUCCAGCGUGAGAGGGAGGAGGCCGUGUCCUGUAGAAGGAAGAGCCCGGUUAUCAAGUACUCAUGUAGACAAAGCCUGCAAGCUUGGGGAAGCCAGGCCCCCCCAGGUCAGCCUCGGGCGACAGCCCCCAUCCUGCCAGGCCCUGGGGAGUGAGUCCUUCCUGCCCAGCAGCUCGUUUGCCCACGAGCUGGCCCGAGUCACCUCCUCGUACAGUACCUCAGAGGCCGCGCCCUGGGGCGGCUGGGAUCCGAAGGCCUGGAGGCAGGUGCCCGCUCCGCCACUGCCUAGCUGCGACGCUGUAGCGAGAGAAGCAGAGAUCAGGUCUUACGGCAAUGACCCCUGAACAGCGGAGUGCGUAUAUUGCCCAACAGAUGAGUCAAUUUCAAGGUAAGCA